Coregonus clupeaformis (lake whitefish) is the source of this 2868-nucleotide messenger RNA. Its product is annotated as zinc transporter 7. The record is from RefSeq and is a predicted model, not a curated record. Gene Ontology annotation, biological process: transmembrane transport; intracellular zinc ion homeostasis; zinc ion transport. Lineage: Eukaryota; Metazoa; Chordata; Actinopteri; Salmoniformes; Salmonidae. Bases 83 to 1243 code for a protein of 386 amino acids. The transcript has 11 exons. Gene Ontology annotation, cellular component: Golgi apparatus; membrane. Gene Ontology annotation, molecular function: zinc ion transmembrane transporter activity.
CAGAGGGCUGAGUUGGUGGUUUCAGCACAAACCAGCAGUCUUUAGCUAGCUAGCUUGGCACAACCUGGGAGGGACUGCUAAAAUGUUACCAUUAUCUAUAAAAGACGAUGAGUACAAGCCAGCCAAAUUCAACCUCCUUGUCAAGAUUUCAGGAUGGUUCAGAUCAAUCCUAUCUGAUAAAACAUCACGCAAUUUGUUUUUCUUUCUCUGUCUGAAUCUGUCCUUUGCUUUUGUGGAAUUAUCGUACGGCAUAUGGAAUAACAGUUUAGGUUUGAUAUCAGAUUCCUUUCACAUGUUCUUCGACUGUACUGCACUUUUAGCCGGACUUGCAGCCUCAGUGAUCUCCAGGUGGAGGUCGAAUGACUCAUUCUCAUAUGGAUACGUGAGGGCAGAGGUGUUGGCAGGGUUUGUGAAUGGCCUGUUCCUCAUCUUCACCGCCUUCUUCAUUUUCUCAGAAGGCGUAGAGAGGGCUUUGGAGCCGCCACACGUGAAUCAUGAUCGUCUGCUCCCCGUGUCCGUUGCUGGGCUGCUGGUCAACCUGGUGGGUAUCUUUGUGUUCCAGCACGGGGGCCACGGCCACUCUCACGGAGGGGAUGAAGGUCACGGUCACAGCCACUCUCUGUUCAAUGGCAAUACAGGUCAUGGACACAGCCAUGGGGGGCAUGGGCACGAGUCCAAACAUGGAGAUGGGCACGAGCACAGCCAUGGAGACGGGCAUGGGCACAGCCACGGAGGGCACGGCCACUCCCACGAGGGCCCCCACUGCCAUGAUGAACUGCACAUGCCAGGGAAGGGCUCCAGCAAACAGAUUUUGCAAGGGGUGUUUUUACAUAUCGUAGCUGACACUCUGGGCAGUGUAGGAGUGAUCAUCUCAGCCAUCCUGAUGCAGAAGUAUGACCUGAUGAUCGCUGACCCCAUCUGCUCCAUGUGCAUCUCCAUUCUCAUCGGAGUAAGUGUAGUGCCUUUGCUGAGGGAGUCCAUCGGGAUUCUGAUGCAGCGGACUCCGCCCUCUCUGGACAAUGCCCUGCCAGAAUGCUACCAGAGGGUGCAGCAGUUGCAGGGCGUGUACAAUCUGCAGGAGCCUCACUUCUGGACCCUAUGCACAGAUGUCUACAUCGGCACACUCAAGCUGCUAAUUGCACCCGAUGCUGACUGCAAAUGGAUUCUAAGCCAAACGCACAACAUUUUCACACAGGCUGGAGUACGGCAACUGUAUGUCCAGAUAGAAGUGGCAACGAUGUAGAAGGACUCGUUCCUCGUAUCUCCCUGGGAGUCCUGGGACCAAAGCCCUCUGUGUGCUGCUGUGGGGUUUCCUCCCCACCCUAUUCCCCCCUAAACCCGCAUCUCUCUGGGUUUCAAAGUCCACAUCACAAACCAAGGACUAAGACGGAAGCAGCUACAGGACAAGUACACUUUGACUCUUGAGAGGACACAAAAAAACAGGGGAAACCAAAAACUUGCCAAUUAUGAUGCGAUGUCUGCGGGGAAAAUGAGAACUUUGCUUCAGACACUGCACAUACCCCCUUUCACCCAUUCUACUGUUUCUGAAGUUUUUGUCUUCAUAUCAGAGACCUCAGUCAUACUGUAAGUCUUUUGGUUUUAUCAUUUUCUCUUAAGAUGGGGUUUUAAUUAAUUUGUAACUAUUGUCUGAGUUCAAGUACACUUCAAUGGACAUUUGUGUUAAGCCCUGCAACCAUGUAAGAUCCAUUGAUAAUCUAUUUUUAUACGUCUGUAUCAUAUCAGUCGCACGCAAUUAACAAGGGGCAUGUUCCAUUUGGCCAUUUAGUUGCACAUUGCACACUUGAGCCAUUCAAAUGUCAUUCUGGGUUUCUUAAGUGCCUUUUUCACCAAAUCAUGGACAAUCGGCGUCGUAUCCACGUGUGGGAAGUCAUUCGUUCACCUAUGAGACUGGAAUCAUGUCCCUCAAGACCCGAAGGGAAUCAGACGACCAACAUGGGUCUUGUUAUUCCAACCCUUUGGUUCCAUCCUUGAUCCAGCAUCUCUUUGAGGGUUGUCAUGGUAUUUUUCCUAAGGGAAUAUUGUCAGAAUUCCUCUUGACCACUCUUGUCAUAAUUCCCUGGACGGCACACAGUGGCUUUAUUUGAACCUUGAACAGCUACGUACGACCUGGUCAAAGGGGAUGGUUAAAACAGAUGUAAACAUGAAGUAAGCCUAAAACCCAUGAUUUCAUUGCCCUCAUUGGUCUUAAGUUUUAUUUAAUGGGCCAAGUGUGCAGUUGGCCAGUCCAUUCUUCUUUUGAAAUGUAAUAAAUGAUUUUACUGCAUAUAAAUUUUUUUUCUCAUUACUGGUAGAGGAAUGGAGGUUGAAAUGGGAUACUAGUUUAACUUCACCUUGAGGAAAAGGUUUUGCACAAUGUUUAUUCUUAAUUUCCACUUUUAAUUGUUACAUGGAUAUUUGAGCGAAGAGGUGGUGCACGUCUUUAAACGUCUUUUGCUUAGUUUGAGCUGUCUUCCAUGAUUUCUUAUCUGUACAUUUAUUUUUGACCAAAUGUCAUUACUGUUGCAUAUCAAGUAGAGAUGCUUAGGGCUCGAUUCUAUCCGUAGCGCUGAAGAGCUGCGCUACAGCUAUUCAGUGUUAGCAGAGACUGCAUUCACAGUAAACGCUGCAUAUUUCGGCUCAAUUGGAAAAUACCUUUACAUUUCAAUCGCACUAUAGCGCUGAGCUUCAGCGAUACGGAUGAAUCGAAACCUUACUUUUUAAGCAGCUUACUUUAUCUGGAGGAGGAAAUGGAGUUUCCUUAUUCUUUAAAAAUCUAUCCAACUCAGGAGAACAACAUGGGAAAUAGAUUCUGAAUUCAAAGUGUCAUUAAGCACAUCAGUAUUCAAUAAACUUCAUCAGUGAAAUAUG